This is a messenger RNA of Henningerozyma blattae CBS 6284, 1551 nucleotides long. RefSeq names its product putative serine/threonine protein kinase SPS1 (gene SPS1). Gene Ontology annotation, biological process: protein phosphorylation. The record is from RefSeq and is a predicted model, not a curated record. The transcript has a single exon. NCBI's taxonomy places the organism in Eukaryota, Fungi, Ascomycota, Saccharomycetes, Saccharomycetales, Saccharomycetaceae. Gene Ontology annotation, molecular function: protein kinase activity; ATP binding. Bases 1 to 1551 code for a protein of 516 amino acids.
AUGUCUCAGCUUUAUAAGAAUCCUACACAACCAUCCUCACUCUUUCUUAUGGAAAAAUGUGUAGGUAGAGGUAAUUUUGGGGAUGUUUAUAAGGCAGUUGAAAUAAAGAGCGGUAAGAUUGUUGCCAUUAAAGUUGUUAAUCUAGAACAUACUAAUGAAGAUAUUGAAUUACUAUCUCAAGAAAUAUUUUUCUUAGCAGAAUUAAGAUCUCCCUAUGUUACUAAAUAUUUGACUACACUAUUGGAAGACGUGUCGAUAUGGAUUGUAAUGGAGUAUUGCGGAGGUGGUUCCUGUGCAGAUUUAAUAAAAUAUGCCUAUAAGCGAGGAUUACCUGAAAACAAAGCUUCAUUUAUUACAAAAGAAGUUCUUAAAGGUUUAAGGUAUUUGCAUGAGCAAAAGAAAAUCCAUCGUGACAUUAAAGCAGCCAAUAUAUUAUUAACCGAUGAUGGUAUGGUAAAACUUGGUGAUUUUGGAGUAAGUGGACAAAUUAAAGCUACUUUAAAAAAAGACACUUUCGUUGGAACUCCAUACUGGAUGGCACCUGAAGUAGUAAAGAAAGAUGAAUCAGGCUAUAAUGAAAAAGCAGAUAUCUGGUCUUUGGGAAUUACUGUUUACGAAUUGUUGAAAGGUUGUCCUCCUUUAGCAAAGUAUGAUCCUAUGAAAGUGAUGAUAAGUGUCCCUAAAAGAAGAGCCCCAAAACUUCAUGGGCAUUAUUCAGAAGACGCAAAAUCUUUUAUAUCUCAUUGCUUAAUUAAAGAUCCUAAUGCAAGGCCAAAUGCUAAAACUUUAUCAAAAUUUCCUUUUGUAAAUCAUAAUGAGAUUUCACAUUUAAAAUCAGAUGUCGAUUAUGUUAAAAAAUUAGAAUCAGAAAGAAAGUAUCUCAAAAAUCCUAAAUUUCCCUUAAAUAAUAAAGUUUAUGAUAACUGUCCAGGAACAGUCGAAUGGGAUUUUGAUCCUGGAAAAACUCUAUCCAAUAAGGCUAAUAAAAUAAUAAUAAUUGCGGUAGUAAUAGCAAUAAUAGUUGUAAUAAUGAUAAUUAUUAUAACGAAAAUAGACUAUCUAAUUAUAAUUACCAACAUUAUUCUAGAGGAAAUUUACAAAAUAGGACAAGAAGCUGAAAAUUCCCCCAUUAGUCCCUCUUCAAAUAAUAUAAGCCCCAUAUCACCAGCGAUUGGCAACUUAGAGACACCAUUGACAUCCCAUGGAACGAUAUCUUUUCGAAAAUAUGACAACCAUAAUAUUAAUAAUGUUAAUAUAUACAAUACUAAUAAUAAACAGAAUAAUGAAAAUUAUUUAAUUGGUGAGCAAGGAGUAACAUGUCAACAGAGAAUGCAAGAUCCAAGAAUGAGAGAUUUUGAUUAUAUGACUAACGUAAUAUUUUUUAGCUUUAAAAGAAUGAAUGAGAGAGCAAAUGAUGACGUCGUGAGAAGCUACGUAUUAGGUAUGUUAAAUAAGUUCGAAUCUACAGAAGAAAAGGUUCCAGGCUUCUGCCAGAUUUUUAUAGAAGAAGUAGCGAUGCGUAUGGAUGCCAUUAAUGACUAUUUAAAAUAA